GCGGACAGGAGGUCAGCGAAGGCCGAGGAGAGGUUGGCACGCACAGCGGGAUAUGCAGCGGGAUGUUGGGACGAGGCGGACGCGAUGUGGGCGAAGGGCAAGGGAAGAUGGGAGAUCCCAAUGGCGGAAGGGAGGGUUGGCGCGCACAGCGGAAUGUGCAGCGGAAUGGCGUGAGGAGGCGGACGCAAGGUGGGGAGGUGGGCAGAGGCGGACAGGAGGUCAUCGGAGGCCGAGGGGAGGUUGGCGUGCACAGCAGGAUGUGUAGCGGGAUGUUGGGAGGAGGUGGACGUGAGGUGGGCGGAGGGCAAAGGGAGAUGGGAGAUCCCAAUUUCGGAAGGGAGGGUUGGCGCGCACAGCGGACUGUGCAGCGGGAUAGCGAGAGGAGGCGGAUAGGGAUGGCCGAUGUGCGGGCAGAAGAACGGAGGCAGAGAGAAGAUGGCGGGAGGUGUACGGGAGGUGGCAGAGGUGGAGAGGAGAUAGCGGGAGGAGGCAGACGGGAGGUGGCGGAGGUGGAAAGGAGAUGGCAGGAGGAGGCGGGCAGGAGGAGGUGGACGGGAGGUGGCAAAGGCGGAGAGAAGAUGGUGGGAGGUGAUAAUCGGAGGAGGCGGACGGGACGUGGCGACGGCAGAGGAGAGGAGAUGGUGGGGGGAGGCCAACGAAGGUGGGCGAAGACGGAGGGGAGGUGGUCCGAGGUGAGCGAAGGUGGGCGGAGGCUGGUGGAGGCCGAACGGAGGUACCUUGAAGACGAAGCUGGAGCGAUGGCGCUGCAGAAGUCCGGGGAAACGGACGAGGCCUAUCAGGCCCCGAUGCUGCUUCUGAUUACCGAAGCCAAGCAACGGUCGGAUGCAGUAGCAGCCGCAGCAAAGAAGAAGGGAGAGGACGCCGAGAAGGGACGUCUGUUGGCAAUUGAACAGCAGCGCCAGCAAGACGAGGCAGCAGCAAAGGCUGCCGAUGAAGAACGACUUCAAGGACGCGAGAAGAUAUUCAGCGGAGAGGGAGCUUUGCUCACAAUGGCAGCGGACUGGCGGGACGAGGCUGAGAAUGGAAAGCUGGAAGAGAGUGGAAACAAGAUCGCUCUACUCCUCCCCUAUCUCACGGACCUCCUGGCCACGUGCUUUGCACAACAGGAGGACAUUCACAACCUCGACGACGCUGUUCAGACACACAAUCAGGUGUUUGACCAACUCACCAGCCGCCUCCAGCAGCUGGAACAAACCGUCGACGCCCCCGUUGCCAGCUCUUCCAACACCUCCGAACGCCUCGAGGCAUUGGAGAUUGACUUUGGAUCCCUCAAGGACGACGUGCAGUUACAGCAAAACGCCACGCAACACUUGGAGCAGCGGAUCUAUACCGCCGCCACUCACUCGAGAUCUGAACAGCGCGAGACAACUCCAAAGUUCGAUGAUCAGGAGAUCUUCUGUGAUUCGACGAAAACGGACCCGAUUCCGUGGUUCCACAAGUUCGAACUCCAAUUGCAGCUACACUAUUACGGAGUGGUAGCUGCCGACUUGCAUACCAAGAUCAACUGGGAUGAUCUAAAGGCAGCGUGGCAUAUGCAGUUCCAAGUAGAGCCGCCGAAGAUCAAGGCAAUGGACAAGCUGAUGACCUUCAAACAAGGCAAGCUGCCCAGUGUUGACUGGAUUGCCGAGUACCAACGCUUGACAUUCAUCCUAGACAUUCAAAUGGACUUCAAAGCCAUCAAACACUACAUCUCGAGGUCGUGUUCGACGUUGGGCAAUGCCUUGACUCACGUCGAGGACACCCCGACGACACCGACGGAGCUCUUCGACAAGGCCGCGCAGAUUAUUGUCACGAACAAGGAGGCUAAGAACCUCCGCCGUUCGUCGGCGACAGGCCCGAGCAGAGAUCAGCAUCGGCCGAAAGUGGUCGUAUGCGCGGCGGCAACGCCAAUCGACCAAACUAGCGAGGCCGUGUCUGCCAAUGAAGGGGACAGACUCGCAGCCGCCCGGAAAGGUGGCCGCCCCGACAAAGGCCGAGGACGCGGCAAGACGAAGACAAACAUCGCAUCUAGCCCCGGGCCCGGCUUGCUUGACGAGUUCGCCGACAUCUCCGAGUCACCUACCGGUGUGGUGCCGGAUCGGCCAAUCUCUCACGAGAUCAUUCUUGAGGUCGGUGCCGUGCCGUUGAAAGGUUGUAUUUAUCGCAUGAGCGAGUACGAGCUUACGGUUUUCCGCGCACAACUCGAUGACUUGUUGGACAAGGGUUGGAUCCACCCGAGGAGCUCUCCAUACGGAGCGCCAGUUCUCUUCGUACGAAAGAAGAAUCUACGAUUGUGCAUCGACUACCGCAAGCUCAACGAGCAAACCGUCAAGGUCCUCCGAGCACAACUCGAUGACUUGUUGGACAAGGGGUGGAUCCGCCCUAGUAGCUCUCCAUAUGGAGCGCUAGUUCUCUUCAUACGGAAGAAGAACAAGAAUCUACGAUUGUGCAUCGACUACCGCAAGCUCAACGUGCAAACCGUCAACAAUGCGGGGCCUCUUCAUCGCAUUGACGAUCUUCUUGAGCGAUUGGGCGACGCAAAGUACUUCUCUAAGUUCGAUUUGAAGUCGGGAUAUCAUCAAAUCUCGAUCUGACCGAACGAUCGCUACAAAUCCGCAUUCAAGACGCG
Messenger RNA from Chara braunii, 2629 nucleotides. The record is from the annotation of a GenBank genome assembly. Lineage: Eukaryota; Viridiplantae; Streptophyta; Charophyceae; Charales; Characeae.